AUGCGAUCCCUUUGGCAAUUCCUCCACACUCACAACAUCAGCCAAUAUUACAAUGUAUUUAUCCAAGCAGGAGCCACCGACGACGACUUGAAUCAGUUACUGCAUUUCAACGAUCAAGAAUUAGACGAGUUUCUGCAAGCCAUCAAUGUGCUGCCAUUUCAUUGCAUCAAACUGAAAUGCGCCUUGCGUGAAUUGCGACUUCGGGAGCAGGUGGACCAUUCCCCACCACAAUCACCAUCGUCUUUCACCCGUCCAGCUUUGGCGUCUUUAUUGAACAAUGAUGAUGAUGCGGCAUUCGCAGUUGAGCGUCCGCCUUCGCCGCCUCUUUCUGCCAGUCCUAGCCAUACCGUCUCUUGCAAUGAGAAUGCUCCAUCCCAUGAUGUAAUAUCGCGUCAAAUUAUCCUAUCGCAUGCUGUUAUUUAUGGCAAAAAUAAUUCUCGAUCAUUGACAUCGUACGAAAUAGCCAUCAAUCAGGCUGCAGCGGCGUUGGCGCUCGAUGAUCCAUCCUUAAUCAAGCAAAAGGGCCAGCUAUUCCAGUUGGCUAAGCAACGGUUGUUAGAAGACGGUUAUCAAUAUAGGCGAGGCCACAGCCGUUCCAAAUUGACGGAUGCUCUACCACAAAUCAAAGAUCGAAGAAAAUCUGCAUGCCUUGGCAAACUCAAAAGACGCGAACAUGCCAGACGAAUGUCUGAAGAACGAUUACGAAAGAUUCGACUGUUAGAUGAACAAGUACGGGCUGUUUCGACAGACAUACAACGCUGUCAUGCCGAAAUUUGUCGCAAUCAGACCAAUCAAGUUGAGGUGGCUCCCAGCGCGAUUGAAAUCCAGUUGCGUCAGCAUCAGGACAAGCGUUCGCGCUUAGUCCGAGAAUUGCGAAAAUUACGAUCUCAAGAACGGAAACAUCAAUGGUACGAAAGGCGCAAAGCACAUGAUUCAGGUUCAUUCAUCACUUGCGACCAUCCAUCCACAUAA
This is a messenger RNA of Radiomyces spectabilis, 972 nucleotides long. RefSeq lists its product as uncharacterized. Gene Ontology annotation, biological process: negative regulation of DNA-templated transcription. The transcript has 2 exons. The coding region runs from base 1 to 972 and encodes 323 amino acids. Gene Ontology annotation, molecular function: transcription factor binding; transcription coregulator activity. The record is from RefSeq and is a predicted model, not a curated record. Gene Ontology annotation, cellular component: nucleus. Lineage: Eukaryota; Fungi; Mucoromycota; Mucoromycetes; Mucorales; Radiomycetaceae.